AUGGAUUUACCCAUAGUUCAUAUAAGGAAUCUUCCUUAUGAUACAUCAUCAACAUCAUUAUUUGAAUUAUUUGAAGAUUACGAUGUUCAUAGUAUACGGACCAAACCCGGAUCAUGCUUUGUGAUAUUAAAGCAGAUGAAAAACGCUCAAGCAGCAGUUGAAAAAUUGAAUGGGAUAAAUUUCAAUGGGAGAUAUAUCAUAUGUGGGAUAUUUAAUGCCCAUAUUGAUAACAAAGAUUUACUUACAGAAGAUACAUUAAAACUUAUAGAUAAUUAUCAAGCAUAG
Molecule: messenger RNA, 285 nt
Organism: Yamadazyma jaroonii
Lineage: Eukaryota; Fungi; Ascomycota; Pichiomycetes; Serinales; Debaryomycetaceae
Source: the annotation of a GenBank genome assembly